UUCGUCUUCCGCGAGAACAGGGUACCGCGGUACCAGCGACUCUUCGCACGCCAUGAUAAGCUCCGUAUCUGGCAAAAGAGCCCCCGGGCCCCGUUUGUCCUCUACCCGUACUACCUCUUGACGGCAGUCUCUCUUGGUGGGUCGAUGUACAUGAUGGGCCGCAUGGUUAUGGGCCACAAGACCUGGUUCGGAAAGGACUAG
This is a messenger RNA of Eremomyces bilateralis CBS 781.70, 201 nucleotides long. RefSeq lists its product as uncharacterized. The annotation marks the transcript as partial. Gene Ontology annotation, biological process: mitochondrial electron transport, cytochrome c to oxygen. The record is from RefSeq and is a predicted model, not a curated record. NCBI's taxonomy places the organism in Eukaryota, Fungi, Ascomycota, Dothideomycetes, Eremomycetales, Eremomycetaceae. The transcript is spliced from 4 exons.